This is a messenger RNA of Parasteatoda tepidariorum (common house spider), 825 nucleotides long. Lineage: Eukaryota; Metazoa; Arthropoda; Arachnida; Araneae; Theridiidae. The record is from RefSeq and is a predicted model, not a curated record.
GCGUUUUAAAACUCUUUUCCUCACAAGAAAGUGACAUCCACGCACAACUCAAACCAUUUUAUCUUUGAAUAUAAACUUUUCCAUCUUUUGAUGUGAUCCUUCAUUUGAUGCUCGUCCGACGGUAAAGUGAUAACGGGAUCUCCUCUCACCGAAAUCGGCACCGUAAAUUACAGAACAGUAAUGGGCGCAAGUUAUAUUUGCAAAAUUAUUUUCGUUUUUUUUUCGCUCACUGUAACUGCGGUUCGUACAGAAAAAAGGACUCUGUCAUGCGACAAUAUUUGCAAGGGAAUCCGCUUUCCUGGAAAAUUAGGAGGCUGCAAUUGUAAUUAUGUCAUAUUCACAAAAAGAUCCAGUCAACUCAGGUCUUUGGAAACAGAAGUAGAGAACUUAGAAGAACUGAGGCAAAAGCUUUUUGGGAAAAUCGAUACGAAUGAAAAUACAGAAUAUGAGACUUUAGAUGAAAAAGAUGUUAAUCAUUUAGAGUUUCCAAGAAACUUUAUUGACAUUUUGAAGAAACGGAUUGGAAGGCCCAUCAUGAGGAACUUAGAUUACUAACUAGAAUAUCAACAAGGUUCUAAAAGAACUUUGAAGAAUAUAAAAGAUAAAUGAAGACAAGAAAAAAGAAAAUGUGUCACCUCAUAUUUGUAAAUUUUUUUGAAUUCUCAAAAAAACAUCUGUUACAGAUUUAUUAUAAGAUAAGAGUGUUUUAAUAAGUUAUUUAUUAUUUAUUGUAAUUUAUUAUAUAUUUAUUUUUGUGUCUGUUAGAGUUUCUCUGCAUUUAUGUUUAACGUGUUGUGUCACAUGUAAAUAAAUGUGUUAAAAUGA